Syzygium oleosum is the source of this 3886-nucleotide messenger RNA. RefSeq lists its product as uncharacterized. Gene Ontology annotation, biological process: protein targeting to chloroplast. Lineage: Eukaryota; Viridiplantae; Streptophyta; Magnoliopsida; Myrtales; Myrtaceae. The coding region runs from base 276 to 2978 and encodes 900 amino acids. Gene Ontology annotation, cellular component: chloroplast outer membrane. The transcript has a single exon. Gene Ontology annotation, molecular function: GTP binding. The record is from RefSeq and is a predicted model, not a curated record.
UGAUCUUAUGAAUAUGCGAAAUUUGAUGGGUACGAUUCCCCCUGAUUUCAACUAAUCGGCUUCCGGUGAAGGGCUCCCUGAAAAAGACAACCUCGGAAAACUGUCGGGAGUCCAACACGGGACAGAGCACACGCUGUUAAAAAGACGAACAUGAAAGGCAUCGACGAAUAUAAAAAUGCAUCGAGCAAAACCUACCCCGUGGAUUCAUUCUACCAAGAACAAGAACCCACAAGAAACGCCACCACGACUCUCUGUUUUCUUGUCUUUCUAGGCCCAUGAGUCUCUGGGGUUACGCUGUUGGAAAGAAGCAAGAAUUGAAAGCAAUGGAUGCCAAGAAUGUCCUUACUUCCGCAGCACGAAGCGCCUCUCUUUCCGGCUCCUCGUCUUCCACAGGUUCGCUUCUUAUACGAGCUCCUCCUACUCUCGACGAUGACGACGACGGCGGCGGCGGCGGCGGCGGCGGCUCUGAUUUCCAGUCAAAAGCUCCGCGAAUCGACGUUCAGUAUGGCACUAGUAGUUGCAGCGACGAAAGCAGUGAGAGAGGCGGCUCCGACUGUGAGCGCUUGUUCGCUAGCGGGGAUGACUUCGAAACGGCGUCGGAGAGGCCGUUCGUUGCGGACCCAGAUGAGGAAACAUUGGAAGGAGGUGGGGGCAUCGCGAAAGAUCGAAUCUUUAGGCCCUUUGUGGCAUACCCGGAUGCGAACAAAUUUGAGAACAGCUUUGGGGAGGAGACGUGUAGUGACGUUGAUGAGUACUCUUCUGUGGCAGAGACUGUGGCAGAGUAUGACUAUGACCCCAUUGUUGACCAAGUUAUGCCUAUUGCAAGGUUGUCCAUAGAUUUUGAGGAUGAAGAGGGCUUGAUGGCCAUUGAAGAAAUCGGGGAUGAGGAGAUCGUGAGAGCUGUGCGAGUUCCGGGUUUCGACGAGUCUGAGAUGGUGGGGGGUGCACCUAGGAUUAGGGUGAUGGUGUAUGAAGAGGAGAGAGAUGAGGAUGAGACAAGUUUGUUCGUUGGGGAUGGGAUUGAGAUGCAUAGCCCUUCUGGUGAGUAUACAAGUGAGAAAGGUGACCUUGCUUCUAUGGGGCAUGCACGAGUUAUGCAUCUGAAGGGUGAGGAAGGAAGUUUCAUGGAGCAGAGCUCCCAAAUGCUAGCGAAUUUCGAACAUCUAAGUAGUGAAGGUAGAAGAACUGAGGGUGCAGAUAGCCAUCGAUCAAAUGAUGAGAGGGUUUGGGAGCUGAAGAAUGGAAAAUUGAGUGAUACUGAUUUUGCCGAAAAAUGUGAAACAAAUACGGCUUCCGAGGCAAUGCAACUGAAUUUCGAGGAAUUAGAUUUCAGUUGGUGCAAAAUUGUGAAGCCAAGCUUUACAUGUGCAGUUGAAGAACCUGUGGUGGGGAAAGUUGCUAUUUAUGAUACAGGUCUCACUCUUGAAGACCGAAUGAAUGAUGUGACACCUCAUUUGCAGAUACUUUUGGAGUGCCCUAAAGUUGCGGGGGAAGUUAAGCACUUAGACUAUACUUAUUACAAGAACGGUACCAAUGCAAGUGAGGAGGCUAGUGAAAUGAGUUCAUCGGAUGAGGCAUUGCGCGAUCCUAGGAAUCUCCUUAACUCUGUGUUUGCGGUUUCCCCUUCAGAUCAUGAACCAGAGUUAGAAGGAAGAGAUGUGGAGGAUGAAGCGUUAUAUAAAACAAGAGGAGGUGAAAAGAACUUGCUUGACGAUGAAGGGGUUGACAGUUUGAUAUAUGGUAGCUCUGAAACCGCUCAACUGGUAAUGAGUGAUCUAGAAGAUGAAUUCGCAUCCUGUUUUCUCUCGAAUCCAGCGAAUUCUCAAGUUUAUCCAGCAACGUAUGAUGGCCAUAUUGUCUCUGAAUCAAGCAAAGAAGAUGGUUCCUAUGUUUAUGGGGGACAGAAUUUGUUAGUUGAUUUGGACAUCUUGGGAGAUCUUCUCAAAGCACCUUCUUGUGCUGAAUCAGAGGAGAAUCUUAGCAAAGAGGAAAAGAAGUGCCUUGAGGAUGUGCAUCUGUUAAAGGUAAACCUCUUAAGACUUGUCCAUAGACUAGGCUAUUCUCCUGAAAAUUCCAUAGCUACACAGGCAUUGUAUCGUCUUGCCCUAACCAUAGGCGGCCACUCUAGUCAAGCAUUUUGCCUCCAAUCAGCCAAAAAGUUGGCAGUGCAGCUUGAAGCUGAGGGUGGUAGUAUGGACUUGUCAUUGAACAUCCUGGUCAUCGGAAAAACAGGUGUGGGAAAGAGUGCGACCAUUAAUACCGUUUUGGGAGAAAAGAAAGCCGUGGUCAAUGCAUUUGAGCCCGCAACUUUUACUGUGAAAGAGGUUCUCGGAAUUAAGGAUGGUGUCAAAUUUAGGUUUAUUGAUACACCAGGUCUUCGAUCUUCUGGUACCGAUCAAUCUCUCAACCAGAGAAUAUUGAUGUCUAUAAAGAAGUUCACUAAAAGCUUUCCGCCUGAUGUUGUUAUGUAUGUCGACCGUCUGGAUUGCCCAGUGAGUGAUCUUAUUGAUCUGCCACUUCUGCGGUCCAUCACUAAUUCUCUUGGUUCAGUAAUAUGGCAUAAUGCCAUUAUCGUCCUCACCCAUGCCUCAUCUACUCCCCUGGAUGGACCAACCGGAUUACCUUUCAGCUACAAAGACCUUGUAUCUCAGCGAUCUAGUGUUAUUCAGCAAUGUAUCAGCUUAGCAAUUGUUGAUACGCAUACAAUGAAUCCAAGUCUCAUGCCUCCGGUGUUCAUGAUCGAAAACCUUUCUGAAAAAAAUGAGCUUGGAUGUGCAGUUCUUCCCAAUGGACAAUUUUGGAGAACACAGUUGUUGAUCUUAUGCUAUUCACUGAAAAUUUUGAGCAAAGCUUCGCCUCUGUCGAAACCGCAAGAAUCAUUAUAUCUCCGUAAAAUCCACAACUUCUGUGUCCAGUCAUUUGCCGUACUUGUCGUCUUCUCAAGUGCAACCUCACAUUCACCCAAGACAUUCCACUGAUCAGGGUGAAACUGACCUGAACUUUGAGCUUGGCUAUUUCUCCGAUUUGGAUGAAGGCACUGGUGACUGAUUGAUUGAAGCCCUUUGGGAGGUCUCAGAUGGCGACACUCACAAUUUGUGGAGUACAUCUCCAUUUGCCAUUCAGAAUAUCCUCUUUGAUUCCUCCAUUGACAGAGAGCAGUGAGAAAAUGGACAAGCAUGCAUGAGCUAACUUGCGAACAUUGGCGAAAGCACAUUGUCUACGUUGUCGUGGGAGAGAACAAAGCGAAAUUCUUGGAGAACUAUAGAGAAGUUGCAGCAUGUCCAGAACUUGACAGGCAAAACGUAGCUGCUGGUCUCUAAGUUGACCACCCGAUCGGUUUCAGAAGCUCCUUUGAAGACCUGGAAUGAAUUGUAAAGGCCAUCUCUCCAUUUCUCUAUCUUGGCCAAUUUUGAGUGGCAAUUCUCCAUGCAGAGGAUUUCCAAGUUGUCUAUUUUUGUUUGGUUGAACAAUGAACGGGGGUUGGUGCAUAGGAGUCGAUAUAUAUAUAUAUAUAUAUGUAGUUGCAACUUUUGGUGUCAUCUUGUACGACUCACGAAGGGAAGAGCAGCGAAGCUUGCGGGGCCAUAUUUAUCGCGCUCAUUUUAGCGGAUGCAUACAGUUUUGUUCGGUCCGAUCGGUCUGUUUCUCAUGUUUUUGGCAAUUACAAGAUAGAGAAAUCAAAGGGCUCCUAGAGUGGUGGAUUUUCUGUUCUUUUGACUCGGAUUAAAGGGGAAAUUUUUGAAAACACCCUGAAGUGGAUUUUGUCUCAGAUCGUGAAAUGUGUUGUCGACGGCCAAAUUAAGCGACCUUUACGGGCUUUCGCACCUGAGAAAGGGGCAUUUUUUUUGGUCCAAAAAAUUAUCAAAUUUGAUCCAAAUGCACGUGA